AUGGCUCAAGAUUCGCUUGGAAUUGCUGCAAACCAGUAUCUCUGGAGUACCUCAACUCCAGCAACAUAUCCGACAUCUCCCCAAUUCUCACGACUCCCGCCAGAGCUACGAAUCAAGAUUUGGAAGUAUGCCUGUCUGCCUUGCUCGGAUUUUGAGGGUGGACUUCACUACGUCACCGUGGAUGCCGUGGAUACCUACGGCUCCUGGAGUGAAGAUUUUGUCCAUCCGGUUAUCGAUGACCCGAACCUCGAAGGUCACGAUUACGGCUAUGAAGGCAGUCGGUAUGUCGCUAUGAGAGCCCUGGAGUGCCCAUGGGGGAAAACCGGCAAUUCGCUAUCUCCCGUCAACCCCCUCAACAAGUCAGCCUAUCUCUGGGACGCAGGUCUUUGGUUGGCCUGCAAAGAAUCCCGCGAAGUGGUCUUGGAGCAUCUGAAUUUCAAGGAAUGGCUUGCAUGUCGACAGCAGCCCCUCCGAAGAGACCAGCGUGCAUGGUACUACAAAGAUUUCCCCUCUGCUAUUGUUCCUUGGAACAAUAACGAGAAAUGGUGCCCGCUGGUGAAGCCGUGGAGUGACAUCUUUUGCAUCGAUGCCUCCAAUCUGGAGGCCCUCCCCGGGAGCUCUCUCAAAAUGAUGCUGUUGGCCCCCUUCCUUGGGACCAAGCAGUUCACAGUUGUUGGAUAUUGGAACAUUGCUUUCAAGUUCGACCGCAGUUGGAACGACAACUUUCCUUCUAGCUGGGACGAUCUGAUGGGUCGUGAAGACUCUGUGCGAAGCCGAGUAGCGACGUCCCUCUUUUACCAAGUACCCGCGGUUAAUGAUUUUCCAUCCCUUUGGCUCAUCGACGACAACGUCCGUUGGAUUGCCCGAUCUCGCGAGAAGUAUUCUGCUGUGUGGCGCGACCUUCAAGACGAAUAUGUCGAGAUCGACUGGGAUCAAACUCGCAGCAACGUGGUUGAUGGCGCUCUGGGUGCUGUAUCCAAUUUCAUUGAUGCCCUUCAACAACUUGCUGACAAGAAACAUUACUUCUACGACUCGAGCCCUAUGUCUCUGUCACUCAGACUUCUCGUUCGACGAAAGAAUCAGCUGCCGGGGUGUAUUGACGACGGUGUUGAGAGUAGCAAUGGAAAUGGGGACGAUAGUGAGGACGAAAGUGAGGACCCAAGCAGCGAUGAGAAUGAUGGGGGUGACAACAGUGACGAGAGAGAUUAG
Fusarium tjaetaba is the source of this 1209-nucleotide messenger RNA. RefSeq names its product tetracycline resistance. Lineage: Eukaryota; Fungi; Ascomycota; Sordariomycetes; Hypocreales; Nectriaceae. The record is from RefSeq and is a predicted model, not a curated record. Bases 1 to 1209 code for a protein of 402 amino acids. The transcript has a single exon.